This is a messenger RNA of Engraulis encrasicolus (European anchovy), 726 nucleotides long. It is a transcript of the gene xtbd1, whose product is annotated as CDKN2A interacting protein N-terminal like. NCBI's taxonomy places the organism in Eukaryota, Metazoa, Chordata, Actinopteri, Clupeiformes, Engraulidae. The coding region runs from base 115 to 444 and encodes 109 amino acids. The transcript has 3 exons. The record is from RefSeq and is a predicted model, not a curated record.
GGCACUGUCUGUAAAUGCAAUGAGUGAAGAUACCAAUUAACGCAUGCGCAUUAGGUAUCUGGGGAAAUUGAGAAACGUGAAUUUUGUCUGUGGUGUUGAUGACCGCAUGUAAACAUGGCUUCUGGCGACGUUGAAGACUUUAUUGAACAAAAUAGGCAGUUGGCUGACCAGGUAGAAACAUACCGCACGAUAUCAGAGAGCGAGAAGCACUGGAAGUCGAGGAGGGAAUUUAUCUUGCGGAACAUAAACGACUUUGAAGAUCCUCAUCUAGACCAUCUCCUCGCCUUGUCCAUGGUGUGGGCAAACAAUGUUUUCCUUGGCUGCAGGUACAGUCCCGAUCUCCUCGAGAGAGUCCAAGGAAUGGCAGAGGGGGUUGUUGUGGAGGACGCUCCUGUAUUUAAGACAAGGGACGAGAUAGUCAAGCAGCAGAAGCAGCGGAACUGAGCUGUCAUCAACAUUGAGAGCACAAAGAAAAAGUUCCUAGUGUGGAAAAAAGUACUGGUCAUUUUGGAUUGAUAUUGUUUUAAGUUUUUUUUUCUUCUUCUUCUUUUACCCAAGUUUUACAACUGUACUGUUUAAAAUGUUUUUGUACACUUUUUAAUACAAAUAUACUCUAACUUGGUUUUGGGAAUCCCAAAACAAGUCUUGCUCAAUAGAUGUAUACCGCAUGGACUUAAAAUGUUCAUCACCACCACCAUACACACAAUAAUAAAUGCAUUCAUUCAA